This is a messenger RNA of Trachemys scripta elegans, 2275 nucleotides long. RefSeq names its product endothelin 1 (gene EDN1). Gene Ontology annotation, cellular component: extracellular region. The record is from RefSeq and is a predicted model, not a curated record. The transcript has 5 exons. Bases 434 to 1081 code for a protein of 215 amino acids. Gene Ontology annotation, biological process: vein smooth muscle contraction; regulation of systemic arterial blood pressure by endothelin; intracellular calcium ion homeostasis. Gene Ontology annotation, molecular function: endothelin B receptor binding; endothelin A receptor binding; hormone activity. Lineage: Eukaryota; Metazoa; Chordata; Testudines; Emydidae.
UGGAUUGUCAGACGGCGUCUGCCUCUCUGAAGUUUGCAGUGGUUUCCUUUCCAGCCUGGCCUUAUCUCGGUCUGCACGUUGCCUCUCGGUGACUAAUAACACAAUAACAUUGUCUCCGGAUAAAAUAAAGUAGGAGCUGUUUACCCGCUCUAUGGGGGUUCGGUAUAAAAGGGAGCUGGCGAGAGCUGUCCAAGCCAGAAGCGCUCAGGCAGUCGCGCUGGAGAAGGAGCCUCCAGGUUUCCCAGCGCUGCUUUGGAGCCUGUUACUGGGUUUGCAGCUCGCCCUGUCCCAAGGGAGCAGCUUUCCCUUCCGAGGGCGCCUCUGGUGAAAAGCUUCCCCCGGGCUCUGCAGUUGAGAACUAACCGCUGCAGGGAGCAGGGCUCGUGGCUUGUGCUUUUGGGCUGCAAAGGAGCGACCGGCUGGCGUAGGCGGGAUGGAUUGUACACAGAUGAUUCUCUCCCUGCUCUUCGUGCUCUGCCCAGGAGCCCAGGACACAGCCUUAGGUGCUGAACUGAGCGCUGCUGCGGCCGCUUCUGUCGCCGAGGUUCGUCCUUCUAGCGCCACCUGGCCGCUGCGCAGGUCUAAGCGCUGCUCCUGCUCCUCCUUGAUGGACAAGGAGUGUGUCUACUUCUGCCACCUCGAUAUCAUCUGGAUCAACACCCCGGAGCGGACUGUGCCGUAUGGGCUUGGUGGCCCUUCUCGAUCGAGGCGGUCUCUGGAAGAUACAACCCCUCGGAAGCAACCAGAAUCUAGCAAGAGAUGCCGGUGUGCCAACCAAAAAGACAAGAGGUGUCUGAACUUCUGCCAAACAGGAAAAGAACUCUGGGCUCAGUCCACAAUGGAGAAGGGCUGGGAUCAUCUUAACAAAGGUGAAGAUUGCCUGGGACUUGGACUGAAGUGUGUGCACAGGCAACUACUUAACAGCAGGAAAAUGAGAAGACUAGAAGCCAUUGGUAACAGUAUCAAAGCUUCCUUCAGUAUCGCAAAGUUAAAGGCUGCACUGCAUGAAGUGAAGAGGCUGAAGCAUAACAGAACACAUAAAAGGCAAAGCAUCUGGGAAAGUCUGAAAACAACUUCUUAGUGGGGAGAUCACCAACCCUAACCCUGCUCCAUCAACAAUAACUGAUAGAGCAUUGCCGAAGCUCUGUUUUGACUUUCACAUUCCACAUGGCAAAGGCAUGUUGUUCUAAAUAUUAAGCCACCCUCUAACCUCCACCCCAAAGAUAGCUAGAAGAGAACCUAAAGAAAUCUUAUAUUUGGACAAGGUAAAAGCAAUAAAGACCUAACAAGUCAUCCUUCUGGACUCCAAUUGGAUGUGUUACAUUAACAAACGUUGAUUGAUAGCCGUCUGUCAGAAUAAAGGGAACGUUUGAAUGUUGCUUCUGAAAAGAUGGUGUAAAAUGGAGUGUUGUUGAUCAGUUUGGCAGAUUUCAGGGAGAAAAAAAAAGACUAAUGCCAAAAGAUGUUGCAAGGAAUACCUGAUACAGAAACUCCUAAAAAGAAGAGAAAUCAAGAUUUGAAAGGAGAGACUAUUUUUUUUACUUAUAAAUUAAAAUGGAAAGUGAACAACAUUGUGCUACUUUAAUCAGCAGUCAUUGCAUAGAUACAAGUCUACCUCACAUACUGUAUGUUGCACUCCUGCAAAAGUAUUUUUUACAAAGUAUUGCCUUUACUUAUCAGCCACAACCCUUUGCCUUUUUCAGCAGUCUGGUUUACUAGAACAACCACAGUUAUCUGAACGGCAGGGCAGACGUUGUGUUUAUUUGGCUAACCAAGGUUUUGGAUAAAGAAAGGAAUUUUCAACAUAAAUAUUAGACAACAGGGGACAUGAUCUUGUUUAACAUAAUAGGGAGAUUUGGACAACUGAAGGUCUAAUAAUAGGGUUUGUACUGUAUUGCAGGUUGCCAAUAAUCCACUGACCCUGAUGUGUAACAGAAAGUGUUGCUAGAUUAAGGUUUUCUUCAGUGUCUUGUGUGAUGUAAAUUUGUGGAGACAGAGGGUUGUUUAAAAUGAAAUCAAAAGGCUAAUAUCGGGUGACUGUUUAUAGCAGUGGAUUUACUCACAUUAUUGAAUUUGCUGACUGAGGGCUGAUGGAAUUUUAUGAUGUGCUUAUUUUUUUAACAAAUAUUUAUGUUCCUACAAAUUAUUCCUUUAUAUUUACCAUGUUGAAUAUACAUUGGAAUGGGCCAUAUUGGUCUAUGCAUGUUUUAUGUAUUUCUGUGUGAAAUCGGGAAAUGCUUUGUGCCUGUCAAGGUAAAUAUCUUUAGAAAUAAAU